Messenger RNA from Drosophila grimshawi, 816 nucleotides. Its product is annotated as NADH-ubiquinone oxidoreductase chain 2-like. The annotation marks the transcript as partial. Gene Ontology annotation, biological process: mitochondrial electron transport, NADH to ubiquinone. NCBI's taxonomy places the organism in Eukaryota, Metazoa, Arthropoda, Insecta, Diptera, Drosophilidae. The record is from RefSeq and is a predicted model, not a curated record. The transcript is spliced from 2 exons. Gene Ontology annotation, molecular function: NADH dehydrogenase (ubiquinone) activity.
AUGAUUGAUAAUGAAUUGCCUGAUGAAAAGGAUUACCUUGAUAGGGUUUUAAUCCUUUUCUUUUUAAUUUUUAAUAAUUCUUCAAAAAUUUUAUUUAUCACAAUAAUAAUUAUUGGAACAUUAAUUACGGUAACUUCUAAUUCUUGGUUAGGAGCUUGGAUAGGUUUAGAAAUUAAUCUAUUAUCUUUUAUUCCCCUCAUAAGAGAUAAUAAUAAUUUUAAAUCUACAGAAGCUUCUUUAAAAUAUUUUUUAACCCAAGCUUUGGCAUCAACUGUUUUAUUAUUUGCAGUUAUUUUAUUAAUAUUAAAAAAUAAUUUAAAUAGUGAAAUUAAUGAAUCUUUUAUUUCUAUAAUUAUAUUAUCAACUUUAUUAUUAAAAAGAGGAGCAGCACCCUUUCAUUUUUGAUUUCCUAAUUUAAUAGAGGGUUUAACUUGAAUAAAUGCAUUAAUAUUAAUAACGUGACAAAAAAUUGCACCUCUAAUAUUAAUUUCCUAUUUAAAUUUAAAAAAUUUAUUAAUAAUUAGAGUAAUUUUAUCUGUUAUUGUAGGAGCAAUUGGGGGAUUAAAUCAAACUUCUCUCCGUAAAUUAAUAGCUUUUUCAUCAAUCAAUCAUUUAGGAUGAAUAUUAAGAGCCUUAACAAUUAGAGAAUCAAUUUGAAUAAUUUAUUUUUUAUUUUAUUCUUUUUUAUCUUUUGUUUUAACUUUUAUAUUUAAUAUUUUUAAAUUAUUUCAUUUAAAUCAAUUAUUUUCGUGAUUUUUACAAAAUAAGAUUUUAAAAUUUACUCUUUUUAUAAAUUUUUUAUCCCUAGGGGGUCUC